AUGGAAGCGCCAGAAGAAACGGGGAUGGAGCAAGUUAUGUCUGAUCUACAGGCGCUCAAGAGGCUAUACGGUCUGCUUCACAGGGGUCCGGCAGAUGAAAAUUUAGAUGAGACAUCCAGGGAUCUACUGAUGAAGAUGCUAGAUGAUGCUACCCAGCAGACGCUCCUGAAGCAGGCAAAGAUGCUAUCAGGUUCUCUGAUGUCGCCUGUGCUGGAGAGGAAGCUCUCCAUCCGAUCAGAUCGCCGGACACGCGACGCCGAGCCACCCCUAACCCUGAGGCCACUGGUGUCACCGUCACCCAGCCCCAGCAUCCCACCCGGCGAGCGAUCCAGCCGGCUUAACCAACAGUACUCAACAGUGUCAAGCCGAGCCGGCGGCCACUUCGACGGCCAUCGCCAGACGGCGGAAGAGCCUCUCCUUGCCCGUCUCGCCUCCUACCGCUCGUCGAGAACUGCGGUAUCUGCAUUGACGCCGCGGCACCGUCCAAGCGGAGAGCAGCGGAAUUCCGGCCUCAGCCUCUACCGUUUGCCCGUGGCUGCGACGUCGCAGCAUGGCACGGUGACCGGAAGCAACCGGCACGCUGAUCGCCGGGACAGAACGCGCCAGAGCUCCGGCCGUGGUGACCUUUCGUCGCUGGAGGGCAGCAGCCGCCGGCGCUCCGUGUCGCGGGAGGUGUCCCUGGGUCGGGCAUGGCUGCAGCACGGCCGCGGCACGGGGCGGCACCCGGGAGCGGAGAGCUCCUCCUCGACGCGCCGUUUCGGGAGGCUGGAUUCCGGAUUGUCCUUGGGCAUGGCGUCGCGCCGUGGCUCGGAGCGAACCGGACGCGGCGUGGCUGCGAUGUCGCGGCAUGGCACGGUGACCGGAAGCAAUCGGCACGCUGGCCAUCGGGACAGGACGCGUCGCACCUCCGGGCGUGGUGACCAGUCGUCGUCGCUGGAGGGCAGCAGCAGCAGGCGCCGCUCCGUGUCGCGGGAGAUGAGCAACAGCUCAUCGGGCGCCGCCGUUUCGUAUCCUUCCACGAGCCCUACAGCGUCACUGGAGUCGAGCGCUUCUGCUUCCUACUCACCGCCGCCGGUGUCGCGGCGAGGCAUUGCGCCGCCGUUGUCGCUGCAUGGCUUUGCACCCGCACCGCCGGUGUCGCUGCGUGGAAUUGCGCCGCCUGUGUACGCACCUCGGGUGUCGAGAUCCAUGAGGAGGCGCCGCCGCCAGGAGAUCCUGGAGAGGCGGGUGGGGCGGCUGCGGAUGCUCAAGAACAAGAUCGACAUGGUGUUCCACCAUCGCCACGACCACCACCACCACUUGGGACGCGGCCUGGAGGGCCCGUCUUCCAGGCUCAUCCCCGGCGAACACCACCGCAAGUCGCCAUGGAGGCAUCUCGGGGAAAUGUUCCACCGCACGAAACGCCAGGAUAAGGAGAUCACGAGCCGGACGGUGGUAGGCGGCGCACCGGCGAAGAGGCGCGGCGGCGGCGGGAACAUGCACGCGUUGUUCGACGCCAUGCGGCGGCACUUGCGGGGCAAGCGGAGAACUCCGGCAAGCGUGAAGAUGCGGGGGGCGGCCAACCGGAGCCGGGUGCAGGCCAAGAAGAUGCAUUGGUGGCAGCGGCUGAGGAAACGGCGCGGCAGGAAAGAUGUGACGGCGGGCAUACCACGGCGCCGUUUAGGUCUUUAG
This is a messenger RNA of Setaria italica (foxtail millet), 1671 nucleotides long. Its product is annotated as serine/arginine repetitive matrix protein 1. The record is from RefSeq and is a predicted model, not a curated record. Bases 1 to 1671 code for a protein of 556 amino acids. NCBI's taxonomy places the organism in Eukaryota, Viridiplantae, Streptophyta, Magnoliopsida, Poales, Poaceae. The transcript is spliced from 4 exons.